AUGAGCACCACCGCCACCGCCACCGCCAUCCCCAUCCCUGACCUUGGUCAGCCGGCCUCCUCCGAGGAGAGCCCCGACUAUCUGGAGACCUCGCCCUCCUCCCAGAGCCUUGUGUCGGCCUACUCGUCGGCCAAGCUCAACGACGCGCCGCUGUACGCCGACGCCGGCGCCGGCCCCACGCCCAAGACGCUUCCCCCGGUCGGCAUGUCGCUCGACUCGCUGUCCUCGAUCGACACGUCCUCCUCGCAGCUGGAGGGCGGCCACUCUUCGGAUGACCACUCGGUCGAGACGCGACUUCGGCGAUGA
This is a messenger RNA of Fonticula alba, 306 nucleotides long. RefSeq lists its product as hypothetical. The transcript is spliced from 3 exons. The record is from RefSeq and is a predicted model, not a curated record. Bases 1 to 306 code for a protein of 101 amino acids. NCBI's taxonomy places the organism in Eukaryota, Rotosphaerida, Fonticulaceae.